GAUCCUCAGUCGGAAAGGAGUCCUUAUUUCGGCAAAAGUCACACCAGUCACCGCACCUCCAUUUUCCAGCUGUAAUCCUCUCUUCACAGCUCACCUCACCGCUAGCAACUGUCUUCCUUCCUCCGUCCGAGAUCCUCUUGCUCCGUCGACUCAUUCCGAUUCCACCAGAGUUAAGGUUCCGGUCGGUCUUUAUAAACAGAGUAAUAGACUGAUUUUCCGAUCUCAUCUCGCUUCAAUCCUUCUUGUAUCUUUCAAGCUGAGUCAAUAAUCGGUAGACUGUGUUAUCCUUUUUCUAAGAUCCGUUGACGCGUUCUUACGGUAACACCGGAAUUUCAAUCCAAGUCCAAGAGGUUGGGAAACUGAGAAUUAGGGUUGACUGAAAGGAUUAGGGGCGUAUGAUAGGUUGACGGAGAGGAUUUGGUUUUGCGUUUUUUUGAGGUCAUCAUGUCGACUGAGGUCACUUGGUAUAGCUGGAGAGAAGGUAUGUCGUCUGAUAAUAUAAAGGGUUUGGUAUUGGCGCUGUCGUCCAGUUUAUUUAUUGGGGCCAGCUUCAUUGUCAAGAAGAAGGGGUUGAAAAAGGCGGGGGCUUCUGGUAUCAGGGCAGGAAGUGGAGGAUAUUCUUACUUGUUAGAGCCACUUUGGUGGGCAGGCAUGAUAACAAUGGUCGUUGGAGAAAUUGCUAAUUUUGCAGCUUAUGCAUUUGCACCAGCUAUUCUUGUCACUCCUCUUGGUGCUCUCAGCAUAAUUAUCAGUGCUGUUCUUGCACAUAUCAUUUUACGGGAGAAGCUACAUGUUUAUGGAAUUCUUGGCUGUGUUUUGUGUGUUGUGGGCUCUACGACAAUUGUUUUGCAUGCUCCUCCAGAACGUCAGAUUGAAUCUGUGAUAGAAGUUUGGGAUCUUGCUACAGAACCAGGUUUUCUAUUUUAUGCAGCUUUGGUUGUAACAGCUGCAUUUGUUCUUAUAUUCCAAUUCAUUCCACAAUAUGGACAGACUCACAUAAUGGUCUACAUUGGAGUUUGUUCCCUUGUUGGUUCCCUUUCGGUUAUGAGUGUUAAAGCACUUGGAAUUGCUCUGAAGUUAACUUUUUCUGGAAUGAAUCAGCUUAUGUAUCCACAAACAUGGGCCUUCACUUUGAUUGUGAUUACUUGUGUGCUAACCCAAAUGAACUACUUGAAUAAGGCACUUGACACUUUUAACACAGCUGUUGUUUCUCCUAUAUAUUAUGUCAUGUUUACAUCACUGACCAUCUUGGCAAGUGUAAUCAUGUUUAAGGAUUGGGAUAGGCAAACUCCAACUCAAAUUGUGACGGAGAUGUGUGGCUUUGUGACUAUCCUCUCGGGAACUUUUCUUCUUCACAAAACUAAGGAUAUGGGUGAUGGUCCAAGUUUAACAACAUCUUUGUCUUCGUCCAAGCGCUCAUUAAAGCAUGCGGAAGACGGUAGGGUCGAUCCCGAAGGUAUCCCUCUCAAAAGGCAGGAUUCAUUGAGGACAACUUGAUACCAUCUCCUUCAUAUCCCACCAGUUCUACAAAACUCAAUAUCCUUCUUGGGAAAUACCUUGCCAACGUCCACGUUUGUGUACUCAGUACUCCACCUUCUCCCUGCUAUUCAUUCUUUUUGUAAGCCGAAAAGGUGAGAUUUUCCUGUCACUCUAUACUUUUGGCUUCGCAAUGAGACUUGAGCUUUUCGGUCUCUCCCUUAUGUACACUUUCUUCCCAUUUGAUACAUAAAGCCAAUGUAAAAUUGAGCAGUGGGUAUACAAUGCAUAUUGUACCAUUUGUUUCUUUUUGCCUAGAAUGUGGUGGUAUCUUCGCCCUCUGAACUGGAAAAAGCUCAGGAGGAUUAUUAUAUUCAUUGAAUGGUUAUUUAUAG
Messenger RNA from Rubroshorea leprosula, 1871 nucleotides. The record is from the annotation of a GenBank genome assembly. NCBI's taxonomy places the organism in Eukaryota, Viridiplantae, Streptophyta, Magnoliopsida, Malvales, Dipterocarpaceae.